Alligator sinensis (Chinese alligator) is the source of this 12083-nucleotide messenger RNA. It is a transcript of the gene APOB, whose product is annotated as apolipoprotein B. The annotation marks the transcript as partial. Gene Ontology annotation, biological process: cholesterol transport; triglyceride mobilization; lipoprotein transport. The transcript is spliced from 9 exons. Gene Ontology annotation, cellular component: mature chylomicron; low-density lipoprotein particle; very-low-density lipoprotein particle. The record is from RefSeq and is a predicted model, not a curated record. Gene Ontology annotation, molecular function: cholesterol transfer activity; low-density lipoprotein particle receptor binding. NCBI's taxonomy places the organism in Eukaryota, Metazoa, Chordata, Crocodylia, Alligatoridae.
CAAGGAAAUACAAAUUGAAUUUAAUCAGAAUUUAUGCUUCUCAGUGCCUGAUUUAUCUCUUCAGGAGGGUGAUAUUAUUUUUGCUUGCUUGUUUUUACAUCCUCUCUCCUAAAGCAGGGUAUCAUGAUAUAAGCUUAGUGAACAGACAAUUAACGUUGCAUUUUUCAGGAGCUCCAGAUUGUGAGGCCACGCUAACCUUCAAAUAUAACAGAGGCAAGAGGAUUUUGACCAGUGCUGUCCAAAUUCCAAAUUUUGAUGUUGAUUUUGGUACCAACUUCAGAGUCAAUGAUGAAUCCACUCUAGAGACGAAGGCAUAUACUUUUAUCUUGGACCUCAACAACAAAAAGAUUCCUGAAGUUACUCUUACUGGUCGUGUAAGGUAUGAUGGGAAGGAAGAUGCAAUGCUAGGAGGUGACAUUUCCAUUCCUCGCCUGCAAACUCAGCUUACAACGGAGACGUUGCUUCAUUUUUCAGCUAACGGAGCAUCUCUUCAGAUCAACUCAGCUGCAACAGCUCAUGGGAACUCCAUUUCAGAAAGCAUUGUUUUCAAAUACAAUUCUGAGAAAGUUGAACUGGAGUGGCAUAUCGACACGAAUGCUGCAGUGAAACAGAUGUCUUCCAGCUUCCCUGUUGACUUGACAGAAUAUCCAAAGACUUUACAGAAGCACGCCAAUGAGCUGCUGGACCGGAAAGUGGCUCAAACAGACAUGACGCUAAGACACAUUGUCUCCCAAUUCGUUGUGGCAACAAAUACCUGGCUGCAGAAGGCGUCCAGAGAUGUUCCUUAUGCUCAGACUCUAAAGAAUAAACUCAGUGGACUUCAGGAGCUUAACUUUCAGAAAAUGGGCCUCCCAGUUAUCACCAUUCCAGAGGAACUCUUCCUGAAAAGUGAUGGCCGGAUCAAAUAUAUUUGGAACAAGGACAGUAUUAUAAUUAACAUUCCAUUGCCUUUUGGUGGAAGAUCAUCACAUGACAUAAAGAUACCAAAGAGUGUAAAAACACCUCCAUUGGUAAUGCAAUCAGUGGGACUAAAUGUACCAUCCAAGGAGUACAGAAUUCCACCAUUUACCAUUCCAGAGUCCUACCCACUUCGUGUGCCUCUCCUUGGCACUUUAGAUAUCUCCACAAACCUAUACAGCAAUUAUUACAACUGGUCUGCAGCUUACAAACUGGCAAACACAACAAAGACUAUACCAAGCAUGAAAACAAAUUACCACAUGACUGCUGAUUCUGUUUUUGAGCUACUUUCAUUCAAUGUGCAGGGUAAUGGAGAAAUAUCAUCUGAUAACCAUAUGUUCACCUACACGCAUGAAAAUUCCCUGGAACACAUACUCCUAAGCUCCAAAUUUAAAUUCUCCAAGACAAAGAAGUAUGAACCUACAUUCAGUUCAAAAGACACCGUUUCACUUCAGGCAUCUAGCACUCUGGGUGCUCAGCUCUCCUUCGUUAGUGAUAUGGAUUUCAAACAAGACAGUAGCGUGGGAACCAGCAACAUGAAAAUGGAAGGGCAGGUGCAAAUCGCUUCAGUCUUUGCAAGAAGCACUUACACUCUCACAAGUACUUACAAUGAAAACAGCCACGAGCUAGCAGGCGAAUCAAAUCUGAACCUGGACUCUUCUUAUCUUCAAGCUUCUAACCAGAUGACUGGCAGAUAUAGCAACGAUGUGUUUUUAAUUAAUUCAGUCACUGAUGUACAGAGCGGCAUCUUUAGAAACACAGCCUCACUGAAGUAUGAAAAGAGCCACCUGAAAGUGAUCUCUGAAACAAAUGGAAGAUACCAAAACCUGGCAGGUCUCAACAAAUUUGAAUUAACUUUGGCAAAGCGGGGGGCUGCGCUUCGUAGUGAGUUCCAAACCACCUACAGACAAAAUCGAUAUUACACCCUGCUUACAAGUUCUCUCGAUUCCCAGGGUUUUGUCUUCAACACUGAUGUCUCUGUGAACGAUCAGAGAAACCGAGCAGCCCACAAGUCCAGCUUAACUAUUAAUCAGGAUGGUUUGGCCAGCAGUGCAACCACAAACUUGCAGUUUAGUCCACUGAUGCUACAGAAUGAAAUGAAUGCUAGGCUGGGUACUUCUGGAGGCUCCCUGAUGGUUUCUUCUUCUGGACGGUAUGGUAAACACAAUGGAAAAUUCAGCAUAGAUGGAAGAGUGGCCCUAAUGGAAAUAGCAUUGGGAAGCAUGUACCAGAGCACAGUCCUGGGUGUGGAUAGCAAAAACAUCUUCAACUUUAGAGUUAAUAGAGAAGGACUCAAGUUCUCCAAUAACUUAUUAGGAUCCUACAAGGAAAUGAAGCUUGAGCAUGUUAAUGAGCUGAACAUUCCUGGCUUCUCUUUAGCAUUUGUUUCAAAAUUAGACAACACUGUUGGCAUUGACAAGUCCCACAAGCAUUCUUUUGACCUGCAACUGCAGCCCAGAUCACUCACAGCUAAACUGAGCAAUGAUAUAAAAUUCAAUGAAUUUGACAUUACCAACAAAGCGGAGCUACGACUCGAGCCACUGAAGCUGAACCUGGGUGGCAAUGUGAGAGGAGCUUACAGAACCAAUGAAGUAAAGCAUACAUACACCAUUACUUAUGCUGAUCUGGCAGCCGGUUUGAAAACGGACACGCUUGCAAAAGUUCAAGGCACAGCACUGAGCCACAGGGUAAACCUGGAGAUCGCUGGACUUGCAUCCUCCAUUACUAUGAACACAAACUGCGAUUCCAAACACCUACAUUUCACCAAUGUGGUACGGUCCAUAAUGGCCCCAUUUACUGUUACAACCGAUAUACACACCACUGGUGACGGGAGUCUGAUUGCUAUGGGAGAACACACUGGACAGCUAUACAGCAAAUUUCUGUUUAAAGCAGAGCCCCUGGCUUUCACAAUGUCCCAUGAUUACAGAGGAUCCACUGGCCACACCCUGAAGUCUGGAAAAAAAUACACUACUCUACUUGAUAACAAAAUCGGUCUGCUUUUUACUCCAUCAGAGCAGUCAAGUACUUGGAAGUUGAAAAGUCAACUGAACAAUAAUGUGUACGUACAGGAGCUCAGUGCUUACAAUGAUGCAGAAACAACUGGCAUGGAAAUGAGUGGGAAAGCGUUAGCAGACCUCACUAUAAUGGACUCCCCAGUUCAAGUUCCAUUCGUGUCUGAAAGAAUUAAUCUAAUCGAUAUGUUAGGCCUGAGGGACAGUGUUGAAGAGCCUCAGGAAUUCAGUAUCUCUGGGUCUGUGAAAUAUGACAAGAACAAAGAUAUGCAUUUUAUUAACCUGCCAUUCCUGGAUCGCCUGCCAGUGUAUUUUGAACAAAUCAAAGGUGCAGUUAUAUCGACCCUGCGGUCUAUGCAAAAAUACUUAAGAAGCAUAAAUGUAGAUCAGCAAAUGAGAAAAUACAGGGCAUCUCUGGAUAAGCUCCCACACCGGGUUAAUGACUACAUAAACAAAAUAGAUUUAAAAAGCAGGGUUAACCGUAUGAAACAGAAUUUGGUUGCAUUCACAAAGGAUUAUAGUAUAACAGCUGAUGACCUGCAAACUACAUUGGAAAAUGUCAUAACCCAUUUUCAGGAUGCAGUGCUUCAGCUUCAGGCUUACUUGAUACAAAUUGAGCAGUACAUCAGAGAGAAUUAUGAUCAAUAUGACCUUCAAACAGCUAUUGCAAAGUUGAUUGACCAAAUAGUUGAAAGAAUUAAAAUUCUAGAUCAGCAGUACAAAAUCACUGUCACCGUGAUUAACACUCUCCAGACCCUACAGACCACCAUUGCUCAGUAUGACCUUAGCACAUUAGGAAGCAGCACUUCAGCUUGGAUUCAAAAUGUGGAUGAUCUUUACAAAAUCAGAGUUCGGAUUCAGGAAAAACUAGAGCAACUCAAGAUUCAGAUUCAGAAUAUUGAUGCUGGAUGGAUUGCAGAAAACUUGAAACAGCAGAUACAGGCCAUUAACAUGAAAGAGGUUUUGGAAAAAAUAAAGGGUUCAUUUCCAGUUAAAAAGAUGAAUGAAAUUAUUGAGCAAAUUAAAGAGAUUCUCCUCAAUUUCAUGGAGGAUUAUGAAGUGACUGAAAAGAUCAAUGCUUUCCGGGGGAAAGUGCACGAACUGAUUGUGAAGUAUAAAAUUGACAAGCAGGCAUACCUGUUAAUGGAUGGGUUGAUAGAAAUGUCUAAUCAGUACAAAGUGAAAGAAUUUGUCCAGAAACUAACCAUCUCUCUGAAAAAAAUAGAUAUAAAAUCACUCUUUGAUAAAAUUGUAUCUUUGAUUGAUGAUGCUGUCAAGCAAGUUCAAAUGCUUGAUUAUAAAAAGUGGGUAGAUGAAAUCAACAAGUUCCUUGAUAUGGUUAUCAAAAAGCUCGUCUCUUUUGACUAUAACCAAUUUGUAGACGACACAAACAACAAAAUCCGAGACGUGACCCAGAAAAUCAAUGAUGAACUCAGAGCUCUAGAGCUUCCACAGAAAGUAGAAGCAGCGAAGCAGUAUAUAAAAGAAGUCAAUGUUGUGGUUUCACAAUUCAUAACACAGUUAAAGGACACCAACCUUGCAGUAAUAAUCACCUGGUUCAGAGACCUGCUAAACUCAACAGCAUUUAUGAGUCUGAAAGCCAAGAUAAAUGAACAUCUGGAAGACCUGCGAGAGAGGAUUUAUGAAAUGGACAUUACUAAGGAAUGCCAGAGGUAUCUUGAGAUGGCAAGCCAAUUCUACUAUACCGUUGUCACAUACAUUUCUGACCAAUGGAACAUUGCUGCUGAGAAAAUUGCUUUUUUGGCUGAGCAAUAUAACGUGAAACACUGGGCUGAAAAUGUGAACCAGUUAAUUGAAACAGGUUUUAGAGUUCCUGAAAUCAAAACUGGCUUCAUCAACUUACCCUCCUUUGAAGUUAGUCUUCGAGCUCUACGGGAAGCAACUUUUCAAACACCAGACUUUGUAGUUCCAUUGACUGACCUGCGUAUCUCCUCGUAUCAGAUAAACAUCAAGAAAUUAAAAGACUUAAAAAUCCCCAUGAGAUUUACCACACCGGAAUUCACUAUUCUAAAUACUUUUAAGGUUCCUUCAUAUACAAUUGACUUGAUUGAGAUCAAGCUACAGAUUGUGAAAACAAUAGACCAAAUGAUGGCUGGUGAAUUGUAUUUGCCAACACCUGUGUACUUCAGAGAUCUAAAAAUGAGAGAUAUUACUUUUUCUGGCAUUUCCUUCCCGGAAAUACAAAUUCCUGAGCUACAGAUACCUGAAAUGUCAAUCCCGAAACUAAAUCUAAAUGAUUUCCAGAUUCCUAGUGUUCAGAUACCAGAAUUUCAGCUGCCGCGUAUUCCACACACAAUGGCCAUCCCCGCAUUUGGCAAGCUGUCCAGUGCUUUCAGAAUAGCCUCUCCAUUCUUCACUCUCUCUACUCAAGCUGGUGUUCAGAACACUACAGCAUCUGCAAAAAGUCCAGAAUUUGUGGCCAGUGUUUCAGCUCAAGCAACGUCCAAGCUAGAUUUCUUUGCUUUCACGAUGAAUGCAGACGCACGUCUUUCAGCCCCAGAAAUGCAGCAGCUAAACCUUAAAGAAACCAUGAAGUUCACUCAUAGAUUCCUUAAAGCUGAUCACAAAGGUGAACUGGUAUUUUUAGGGACUUCUGUGGAGGGGAAAGCUGAAACCACAGCAAACAUACGGACUGCCAAGAAUUCAAUCGAAGUUCAUAAUAACUUAAUGGUCCAACUACAGAAAAAGGUUUCAAUGCAGAGCAGGACAACCUAUUCACACAGACUGAAUAUCCCACAGGCUGAUCUCUCCAGUCAGGCUGAGCUGAGCAAUGACAUGACAACAGAGUUAGAAGCAGGACAUAUAUUAUUUACGUCUAAUGGAAGAGGAAACUGGAAGUGGAGUCUCUCUGAUUUCUCCGAUGAAGGCACCCAUGAAUCACAUGCCACUUUUAAAGUUGAGGGACCCCUUAUAGUAUUUGCUGCUGAAAACAAGAUAAAUGAUAAAUACUUGAAAGUCAACCAAAUUGUGAAUUGUGAAUGUGGUUUCCUAAAUUAUGCAAAGCUUCAAAUUAAAUCUGAGAUUGAGUCGCAGCACGUAGGGCGUAGUAUUCUGAACGUACAAGGUAAAGGGCAUCUUGGAGAAAUGAAAGUAGAACUAACAGGAUCUCAUAAUGCUCAGCUCAAUGGACAAAUUACUGGAGUCAUAAAUAACAAUAUUGCCUUCUUAGUCCAGCCUUUUGAAAUCCACACAUCAACAAACAAUGAGGUGAAUGUGAAAGUUAGUUUCCCAAUGAAACUAAUUGGCAAAAUUGAAUAUCUGUAUAAUUAUGGUCUGGUGCUUAGUUCGUCAGUUCAGCAAAUCAGCUGGCAAGCUGGUGGCAGGUUCAAUCAGUAUCGAUAUUUCCAUAAUGUGUCUGCUGGAAACGAUGAAGACAAAACUGAAGCAUAUGUAGGAGUGAACGGUGAUGCCAACCUGGACUUCCUACUUAUUCCUCUAACAGUUCCUCAAUUUGAUAUUCCCCAUACUGGAAUGAAAACACCUCAACUGAAAGAAUAUUCACUGUGGGAACAAACAGGACUGAAGAAUUUCUUGAAGACUACAAGGCAAUCAUUUGAUUUAAAUUUCAAAGUCCAGUAUAAGAAAAACAAAGACAUGCACUCAAUCCCGCUUCCCCUAGAAGCAGUAUAUGAAAGAAUUAAUAAGCACAUCAUCUCCUUCAAUAAGCAUUUUGAGAAAGGAAGAGACAAUGUAUUAGAUUUUCUCACCAGGUCAUAUAAUGAAGCCAAAGCAAAGCUUGACAAAUAUAAAGUCGAGCCUUCACUCAGCAAGCUACGACGCACCUUCAAGAUUCCAGGAUAUACCAUUCCCAUUGUGAAUAUUGAGGUCUCACCCUUUACAGCUGAGCUGCCAGCAUUUGGUUUUUUGAUCCCCAAAGAAAUAAGCACAACAGGCUUCACAAUCCCACUCAUUGGCUUUUCAGUACCGUCUUAUACUCUAGUCUUGCCCUCUCUGGAACUGCCAGUGCUUCACGUCCCACAAGACCUGCGCACACUUAAGCUUCCAAACUUUAGAAUGACCAAUCCAAUAGAUCAUAUCCUGAUUCCGGCUUUGGGAAACAUGACGUGCGACUUUUCAUUUAAAUCCAGUGUGAUCACUCUGAAUUCAAAUGCUGGGUUGUUCAACCAAUCAGAUAUUGUUGCUCACUUCAGCGCCACCUCUCUUUCUGUCAUUGAGGCAUUGCAGUUUAAAGUAGAUGGUACAUCCAGCUUGACAAGGAAAAGAGGUUUGAAGCUGGCCUCAGCCCUGUCCCUGAGUAAUAAUAAAUUUGUGGAAGGAAACCAUGACAGCACUGUUAGUCUUUCAAAAAAGAGCGUGGAAGCUUCACUGACGACAAAUGCAAAGAUCAACACACCGGUUCUCAAGAUGAAUUUCAGGCAAGAACUUACAGGAAAUACUAAGUCCAAACCCACUGUUUCCACAGUGAAUCAUUUAGGUUAUGCCUUUGAUAUCGUUGAAUACGUUGGCAAAGCUAAGGGUACAAUUGAUCACAAGUUCACUCUGGAAAGCCUUACAUCUUACAUUUCUCUAGAAACAGCCACAAAAGGAAACAUCGAUGGAUUAUUCUACCCCCUAACUCCAUUUUCUGGAACAUUAAUCCAUGAAGCAAAUACCUACCUGAAUGCUAAUGGAGCUCGUUCCUCAGUCAAGCUUGAGACUAACUCUCAAGUAGAUGGAAUUGGGAAUGUGAACAUGAAAGAAAAUCUUGCUGUGGAAGUGUCUUCCCGUCGGAUUUACGCAGUUUGGGACCAUAAUGGGGAAAACCAUGUACGAUUUACCUCUGCUUUUUCAACCACCGGGACUCAGAACAGCAAAAUAACCCUUGAAAUGUCUCCUUGGAGUAUGUCAGCAGCUCUUCAGAUACAAGCUACCCAACCAAAUUCCUUUGUGGAAACAGCUUUAGUUAAUCAUGUUGUUUUAAUGAACCUCAAUACUGAAAAUCAGAAGCUCAGCUGGAAGGGUGAAGGCCAAAUUCAGUCAUUAUAUCUCAGCCACAAUACGCAGCUAUCAAAUGAAAACUCAAAGGCACAAUUUGAUAUUUCUGGAUCAUUGGAAGGACAUGUAGAUUUCCUUAAGAACAUUGUAUGUCCAAUUUCUAACAGGAACCUGUGGGAUAUCUUAAAAUUGGACCUCACCACCAGCGCGGACAAAAGGCAGUACUUACAUGGUUCAGUAUCCAUAGUUUAUACAAAGAGUCAAGAUGGUUACAGCUUCCCUAUAUAUGUGAAUAAAUUAGCAGAUGGCUUCACAUUCAGUAUUCCUGAAAUACAUCUGGAAGCUCCAGGUCCUAUCCUCACAACUCCAGGAUUUAAAGUUCCUUUCACAACUCUCCAAGUUCCAUCAUAUACCUUUGACUUACGCAACAUAAAAAUUCCACAGAAGCUAACCACAAUGCCAUUUAACAUUAGUUUGCCCUCUCUCCCAUGGAUGAGCUUUCCAAAAGUAGAUAUAGGAACCAAUUAUAUUACACUGGAAGAAUAUAAAAUUCCAUACUUCGAGGUGACAGUACCUGAGUACCAAAUAACUAUGUCUCAGUUCACUCUUCCAAAAACAUUCUCGCUUGGAAACCAAAUUGUGGAUCUGAAUGAAGUGGCCAAUAAGAUUGCAAACUUUGAUCUCCCAACAAUUACAAUUCCUGAGCAGAAAAUUCAGAUUCCACCUUUAAAAAUAUCCUUGCCUGCUGGAAUUUAUAUCCCUGCAUUUGGUGCUUUGACUGGAUCUUUCGGAGUUGCCUCACCUUUAUACAAUGUCACCUGGAAAACAGGCCUAAAAAAUAAUAAGGACUCAUUUGAAUAUUCCCUUGAUUCCACUUCGAGUUCAACACUACAGUUCCUAGAAUACGAUCUUGAUGCUGUGUCAACCUACAGAUAUGAAGGUGAAGUGUUUGCUGUAAAGACAGUAAGCAGCUUUUCACAUCCUGACUUGAGUGCUGAAUAUAAGGGAGAUUUUACUAUGCAAGGAAUUAGAGUCCCGGACCACUCUGCAGUACUGAACAUCACCAGCCCAACCUUUAUCAAUGUUCAAAUACGGUAUAAUGGAACUAAAAAUAAGAUCUCUUCAUUGAUAUCUUCACCCUCUGCUGGCACCCUGGGUUCACUUUUUGAGAUGGAUGAUAAUCUCCUCAAGCAGAAAUUGUACUACCGGAGUCAGUCUGCCCCUCAUAGAGAUAUUGACAUACUAAAAGGUGAGAUAUCAUUCAAGAAACGUGACCUGAUUCAGAUUAAAAUAAAUUGGAAAGAGGAUGCAGCUCCAAACAUGCUGAGGGGUCUAAAAGAAAAGAUCCCUAAAAUUACAGAUGCAGUCUAUAACUGUGUUAACAAAUACCACAAGGAGCACACGGGGAUGGACAUUAGUGCUGCCACUUCAAAGGCGAAGAUCCUAAUGCAAAAGAAUGCUGACAAAGCGUACCAAGUUGCUGUAAAGCAAGUAGAUGAAAUAGAUCUUCAGCUUCGCACAGCAGCCAGCCAGGCCACUGGAAAAUACCAAGAGAUGAAGGCAAAAACCCAACAGUUAUAUCAGAAAGCAGCAGAUCAAGCUGCUCAGAUUGACUACCAACAAAUAAGCGCAAAGAUUUUUGGUAUAACCAUAGACAUAAUAAAAGAGUACCACAUCAAGGUAAAGCACCUGAUUGACUCAUUCAUUGAAUUCCUGAAGACCACCAAAUUCCAGGUCCCUGGACUGACUGAAAAACAUACAGGUGAAGAAUUAUAUGCAAUGUCUACAGAGAAGGCAGCAAAAGCUAUUGAUCAAUGCAUUUUAAAACUGGAAGAAUAUUUUGAUGCUUUGAUUGUAUUGAUCAGUGAGCUGGAAGUUAAAGUUCCUGUUUCUGAAAGAGUGAUCAAAGGUCGUGAUGUGCUGGAAAAAAUUAAGGAAAUGCUUAAAGAUUUGCAGAACCAAGUUAGACAGGUAUUUACUAGUCUUAAAGGGGCUGACUUUGCAGAAAAGCUUGAGAAACUUAAACAGUUUGUGCAAGAUGUUUUCCAGAAAGUGGAAGAAGUUAUUAGAAACCUACAGUCCAAAAACUUUGAAGAUAUCAAAAUCCAAACUCAACAGUUGUACAAGGAUGCUAUCAACUCAAACUAUGCAAAAAAAUUAAAAUCCCUAGCGGGGGAUUUCAAAACAUGCCUCUACCAGGUAAAGAAUUUUAACCAAAAGGUGUUCCAGGAGCUUUCAGAGAAGCUGCAUCAGAUACUUACCUACAUGAAGGCACUGAGGGAGGAAUAUUUUGAUCCAAGUAUAAUAGGAUGGUCAGUCAAAUACUAUGAAGUAGAAGAGAAGGUGAUAGAGUGGCUGAAGAGUCUGAUAGAUACACUGACGGACUGGCAUGGCAAGUUCAUUGAAGAUGUUGCUGACAUGGCUGCACAGCUGAUUGAUCAAGGAAAAGAUUUAGGUGAAAAGCAUGGCCGGGUGUAUUAUGACCUGCUUACAGAUACUGAUGGAAAGGGAAAAGAGAAAAUCAGAGAGCUCUCUUCUGCUGCUCAGGAAAAGAUACGACAUUGGUCUGCAGCUGUUAAAAAGGGUGCUGCUGAACAACACAAGCAAGUCAAAGCAAAACUGCUGGGCGCCUAUGACCAACUUCUCCUAUCCUGUGAAUGGCUAAUUACAGAGACAAGAAAACUAAUUGAUGUGGCUAUUGAAAGUUAUUCCACAGUCAUUCGGUACAUCACAGAGCUUCUCUAUAAGUUGGAAAAAUCAACUGCAGAAAGCAUCAAGGCCUACAUAGCCAUUCGUCCAGGAGAGCUUAGAAUAGAUUUACCCAAACCAUUUAACUGGCAAUCAGUGUCUAAAUUUGCCCAAUUAAGUGAGGAGGCACUGAGGAAAAAAAUGGAACUAACACGUACAUUAAUGCAGCAAGGCAUUGAACAAGGCUCUAAGAAAUGGGAAGAACUGCAAAUAUUCAUUGACCAACAGCUUGCUGUUGACCAACUGAGUGUUCAGCAGAUAAUAGAAAACCUACAGAAGCGCAUAAAAACCUGAAUGGACAUGCAGAAGAACAAAAAUAACAAGUUUGUGUCACAAUGUAUUUAAAAUGACAGUAAUUAGCAUAUUGUCAGAUACUGUCUGAAUUUGAAUUUGUAAAUGAAAAACAAAUAAUCUAGAGCAGGUUAUUUUAAUACAUUUAGAAAGACAAUAAAUGAAUUCUUUAUUACAUUUUUGUGUCAUUCAUUCCAGCCUUGGGUCAUAUAACCUGAUCCAACCACCAUUAUGGUCAAAGGAAGACUUUGCCUUGAUUUCAGUAUGUGUUGGACCAAGUCAAGAUUGUGCAAUACAUUUUGUAAAUAGUCAUGAAAGCUAUGGAAUACAUAGAACAAGUAGGGUUCAAGAUAAAGGUCACAUUCAUGAGCCACUUAAAAAUAACUUGGAAAUAUUAAUAUUUCCUAGUAUAGGAGUUAACAGCAAAAGUACUCUCCUCACUAUGCCAAGGGAAAAAGAGAGAAGAAUAUGUGCACUGCAAAGAAACCAAAGAAGAAUAUAACUGAAUUCUACAAAUAUGGUCGAGAAGGAAAAAAAUAAUUCCAUUGUCAGGAGAGUCAAAUAGUAUUACUCAGCAAAUUGCAAAUAAUAAUAAUGUUCUAUUAAACGCAAAUGAUAAUGCAUGUAUUUGUCAGUAUUAUUGAGAAAAAAUAUGCCAUAAAUGUUAGGAAAAAUAAUUUUGUUCUGGGCUAAUUUUGUAACCCAGAAAUGUGGGGACAGGGGGAUAGGUUUGCUUGGGUUUUUUUCACCUCCACAGAAGUUCAGGUUUCACAUCAAAUUGUAUGACUGUGAUUAUUUUAAUUUCACAAGUUUCAUUGACAUUGAUCUCCAUCGGAGUCAAAGAGAGUUUUCCAUUGUCUCCAGUAGGCUUUGGAUUGGGCCUUGUAUGAGAGAAAUUCCAAAGUUUGAAAUUUAAAUAAAAAAUGUUGAAGGCUUCACUCAAAAAUAGGACCAUUCCCAAAUGGAAAAUGUGUGGGUCUAGUAACUUAUUUAGGUUUACAUGCAGCUGUUAGAAUGUUAUGUUGAUACUCCUUAAAAAAGGUCCAAGAGAGGCUGAAAUAAUGGGCUUUCUACUCUUUGUUGCCUCUUUGAGAAUAAACUCUUUACGAAAUGUCACUA